UCUUGAUUAAAAAUCCUGGUAUGCUGAGCUUAUGCUGAAAGAGUCAUGUCUGGAUAGCAAUUGCUACUGAAAUUUUUAGCAAGAAUAAAAGGUCAGUGAUAUUGAUGAAGAACACAGGCCUGAUGGUCUUGUAUAUGGACAGCUGUACUAGUAUUUUCAUAAGCUCAACCCCAAUUUUACUGGAGUUGAUCUUCAGGCCAGUGGCUAAUUUCGAAGACUGCGUCAAAGAAGUUUUUAGGGACAGCAGUCAGCAUGAACCACAACCCAGCUUCCAAAAAAGCUAAAUUGGAUGAAUUGGGAGAGUUUGACAGGCUUUUCCCAGAGUUGGUUGAAUGUUUAAAUGAUGGAUGCUUGAAAGAAAAACAGUUACAGAAAGUACUGGAUUGGUUCAAAGAGGUUUCAGAGUAUAAUGUUCCUCAUGGAAAGAAGAAUAGAGGACUCUCAGUAAUUGUGUCACUCAAAUGCCUGAAAGAGACCAUUUCAGAGGAGGAAGAGAAAAUUGCCAGAAUUUUGGGAUGGUGUGUAGAAUGGCUGCAGGCCUUUUUCCUUGUGGCAGAUGAUGUUAUGGACAGCUCUGUGACAAGAAGAGGAAAGCCUUGUUGGUAUAGAAGGGAGGAAGUAGGCAUAGUGGCUGUGAAUGAUGCCUUCUACUUGGAGUCCUGCGUCUACCAUAUCCUGCGUAAAUACUGCAAGGACAAACCUUACUACAUUAGCAUUGUAGACCUGUUUCAUGAGACAACCAUGCAGACAGUUAGGGGUCAGUGUCUAGACAUGAUCACAGCUCCCUCUGGUGGUAAGGUAGAUUUCACCGAUUUCACAGAGGACCGAUACAACACCAUUGUCAAGUGGAAAACAGGAUAUUAUUCCUUCUACCUACCUGUGGCGAUAGCUAUGUAUAUGAGUGGAAUAACAGAUGAAGACUCUCAUGAAAGAGCACAACAUAUCUUACUACAUAUGGGCAGAUAUUUCCAAAUUCAGGAUGACUUUUUGGAUUGCUAUGGAGAUCCAGUGGUGAUAGGGAAAAUUGGCACAGAUAUUUCAGAAAAUAAGUGUAGCUGGUUAGUGAUACAAGCACUGAAAAAAUCCACCCCAUCACAGAGACGUCUUUUAGAGGAAAAUUAUGCAGACACGAAUCCAAAGAAAGUCCAAAGAGUGAAAGAUUUAUAUAGAGAAUUGGAACUAAAAGACUUGUAUCAUGAAUAUGAAGAAGAAAGCUACAAAGAAUUGAUUGCACUGAUAGAAAACCACAGAGGAAGUUUGCCGGAAUCUGUAUUUCUGACAUUUGCAAAGAAAAUUUAUAAACGUGAUAGAUGAUAAACAUGCACAAUAAUAAUUUUUAUCAUACAUAUAGAUUUAAUAUUUUUUUGUUAAUAUACAAACAAUUCAAUUGAGCAAACAACUGCAAGAAAUGUAUUGAACAAAUGUUGAUACAGAUUUGGUGAGGCAGUGUGAAAGGUGUGUAUGAAAUCCUUGUGCUCACAGAUGUAAAAUAGGUCAAUCCUGUGACAUGUUCUAGUGCUUCAGUAUUCAUCACUUUAUGUUAUCAUUAUCCCAAUGCUUCUGGAGACUGACAAUGUAGAUUUAUAUUAGCGUACAUUUUGUUAAUAGGUUUUUGAUUUUAUUGUCGGAGAUCUGGCACAGUUUUUCUUUUAGUGAUGAAAGUGCGUGCAAUUCCAAACAUGUUUUUGUACCUACAGGCAUUGAAAACUACUGUACUAUGUGUAACUGAGCAGGAAGGCAGAUGUUGGUUUUAUAAAUUUAUUCAGUAGAAAAUAAAGGCAUUGACCUACAAUAACAGAUAAAUAAUAUUACAAAUCAAGAAAGAAAAACAUAAUUGAAACAUGACAAUUGUAAAUUGUACCCACAGUAUUAAACGUUUUAGAAGCAUACUAUACUUUAUAAAAAUGUGUACAUAUGUUCUGUAAAUAAUUUAGAUUAAGAUCUUACAGACUCAUAUAAUCAUUACGACUUUGAAAGCAAAAUUACAAUAAAGUAAAUAACUUGCAAUCAAAAUAAUUACGUAUAUCAGCUCUUUAUAUGGAAGUGAAGCAUACUUAAAUAUAGAAAUAACAUACCAUAAGAUGCGGAAGAUAUCAGCUGGUUGUAACUCUUCAAAACGUAUUACUGCUCUAACUACAUAGGUAAGUGCGGUAGAUUUAUACAUAUACUGAAAGACUAUUAUUGGAUAAAGAAAUAUGAAAUGACCAAUGAAAUCAAAGAAUCAAUGAAAUAACAGAAAUAAAACUUUACUCAGCCAACUCAAUCCAGAUGCGCAAUUGAACUUUCGGUAAAUUGAAUUUUAAGAUUGUAUUUAGCAAAACGAUAAAUGAAAAAUAUCAAAACGAAUAAAAACAUAGAGAAAUUCAUAUUUAUACUAUCACAUUUUUCAUAUCAAUUUGUGUGUGUGUGUCUUUAUCAAGGAUGUUCAGUGAAUAAUUUUAUCAUAUGGAUACAUGCAGUUGUAAUCCCUCUGCAAUAUUCACCUGUUUUAACAGCAAGACUUGUACUUGUACAGUAAAACACACUUAUAGCAAGGUGCUGGGGAUGAACAAUUUUGAUUCAGUUUAAAUGUAAUCUUGUAAGUUCACAAUAUAUCUUAAAGGGAGUGAAAAUCACUUUGCUGUAAGUGUAAAUUCAUCAUAAGUGUGUUUGCAAGUAACCAUGUUUUUCAUUUUCUUUUACAUUGUAACAUUCAAAGUAGUGUGUAAUUGACACAAGUACUUUUAUUCAUACAUCACGUUAUAUGGUCAAGAUAAUGCCUUUAAAUGGUGUUUAAUGUGAAUUUCAUUGGCAGCUGUCAUCAUUUCCCCUUAAAAUGAAUCUUGGAUAGUAUGAUGUGAGAAUUUGGAUUUAAUGUUGGCACGUGCAUCAACACACAAUGUAUUACCACUUGUCGUAAAAUUUUGUUUCCUUUUUACACAAUAUAUAUUUUAUAGAGAGGUGAUUAAGUGUGCUUUUCUAGAUGCUCGCUUACUGCAUGUAUUCAAGUGUCAGAGUUCAAAACCAAGGGAACAUGAUUUCAGAAUUGAGUAUGUAUUUUGUAUAAACAUGUGAGAAUUUAGUAUGUAUUUUGUAUACACUUUUGCUAUGCAUUAUAUUGUAUAAACCAUACAAAAACUUUAACUUACAAAAACUUUAACUUGAUCUUAUUUUUAAUAAAAAUGUCAACAUCAA
Ostrea edulis (European flat oyster) is the source of this 3174-nucleotide messenger RNA. Its product is annotated as farnesyl pyrophosphate synthase-like. Gene Ontology annotation, molecular function: dimethylallyltranstransferase activity; (2E,6E)-farnesyl diphosphate synthase activity. The transcript has 10 exons. The record is from RefSeq and is a predicted model, not a curated record. Gene Ontology annotation, cellular component: cytoplasm. NCBI's taxonomy places the organism in Eukaryota, Metazoa, Mollusca, Bivalvia, Ostreida, Ostreidae. Bases 253 to 1314 code for a protein of 353 amino acids. Gene Ontology annotation, biological process: trans, trans-farnesyl diphosphate biosynthetic process.